GACUGGGACUUACUAUCUAGUUCCUGUGGAAUGCAGAGGAGUUUCCUGUGUAGAGCGGAGAACAGCGAUGAGCAGUGUGUGUGUGCAUGAGUGCUUUCGGAAAGCACGCAUGGAGGAAAGGACUGAAUUUGCUCUGUCUGUAAAUAGAUCAUGUAAAUAAAGUUGUUUGCCGUUGGACUACCAUCUGAACCCUCAUCUACUGGAGUGAGUUUGUCCAGUGCUGUUUUCCACACGGGGAAACAGUCUGGAGAGAAGGAGGUGAACCGGGAUGGUGAAUUUUUGGAUUUCACUCUGCUACCCAUCAUCCCCGCUGAAAUGAUAGCGUUUGAGGGGUACAGCUGCUGCUCGUUCUAUUCCUGAUGAACUCGAGUGUCCAGUUCCAGGCAAAACGGAAGGUACCGGGCUCAAAGGCAGCAGUGCAAGUCUUGCAAGAGAAGAGUGUUGAUUUUGGACAAUCCAGGACUUGGCUGCCAAUAAAGAAAGUUAAUGUCUGUGCAUUUUCUAAGUCCUGCUCCCAUGGAAGCAGCAGACUCUCAGCCUUCAAUGGACAAACAUCCUGAGCUUAUCGUUUAUCUUUACAUGCACACAAUGCAGGUGGUCUCGGUAGUUGCCUGGCUUGGGAAAUAGCCAGAGGGUUCGAUAACAACGUGAGUCUCUUAUCUCCCCAAAAUUGGGGGGCUUGGAUCUUUGGAGUCCGAUUUACCCUGCCGUAUUAUGCAGUUUGGAAUGGUCAGUUUAGGCUCAUAUAAAGCAGUUUAACUGCAUUGCAUUAAAUGAGUCCAGACUGACCGUAUGAAAUGGAGAUAUAGAUGGGGCCCAAGGGUCCGUGGUCCUAGGGAGAGAGAAAGACAAGCUCCAAAACAACAGCCACGUGAACAGCAGGCCUCUUGCGCCACUCAAGCCUUUGGUCUUGUGGAGAAAGAGGAAACGACCAGAGUAGCCAAUGAGAAUCCCGCUGGCCACGGAGGGGCUUGACCCCCUCCCCAAUAUAAAGGCAUCGGGGCAAAGUGGACGAGGCAUCUCCUACCGAAGCCACAUCUUCUCGGAGCAUCCUGCGAAAGAAGUCUCUUCUGCCUGGAGCAUCCCUUGGUGUGUUGGUCUCCACAAUGAGGCUUUUCGAAGGGCCCGGCCUCCUUCUCUUGGUGUUUCUGGCUGUUUUGGUCUCAGUCUCCGAAAUCGAUGCGUCCCGCCAACCUCCUGGGGUCAAGGAGAGGUACAUUCACUUCCUGAACCAGCAUCGGGACUCCAACCCAAAGCCCGGAAACACGUACUGCAACAAAAUAAUGGAUAUAAGAGGCUUGACCAGGCCCAACUGCAAGGAAAAGAACAGCUUCAUCCACGCCAGCGAUACGGCCAUCAAAGCCGUGUGCGGAGACCGAGGGGAGCCCUAUGGCACCAUGCGCCUGAGCUGCGACGCCUUCCGCGUCACCACCUGCAACAUGAAAGGAGGGUCGACCCGCCCGCCCUGCGACUACAGGCAAGACAACCGGCCCCGAUAUAUCGUCAUUGCUUGCGAGCAAGGCUAUCCGGUCCACUACGACGAAGGCAAGGUCAUCAUAAACCGACCCCAGCCGUGUCGGAGAUAAACCGGCCAGCAUUCCUCUCCCAUUGUGCCCAUUUCUCCUGCAGCUUCUUCUGUCUUUUGUCAUUGCAGCUUUCAUCAUAGACAAGUAGGCAUGCGUUCUGUUCUUACCCUUCUCUAACUCUGACUCCCCUAUCAAAGUGUGCCGGCUUUUAUGCCAGAGAAACAAAUACAUCUUGCUUUGAAGCAUUGCAAACUC
Molecule: messenger RNA, 1781 nt
Organism: Anolis carolinensis (green anole)
Lineage: Eukaryota; Metazoa; Chordata; Lepidosauria; Squamata; Anolidae
Product: angiogenin
Exons: 2
Coding region: 1107-1586 (159 amino acids)
Biological process (GO): defense response to Gram-positive bacterium
Molecular function (GO): RNA nuclease activity; nucleic acid binding
Source: RefSeq, a predicted model, not a curated record